Molecule: messenger RNA, 282 nt
Organism: Aspergillus thermomutatus
Lineage: Eukaryota; Fungi; Ascomycota; Eurotiomycetes; Eurotiales; Aspergillaceae
Exons: 2
Coding region: 1-282 (93 amino acids)
Source: RefSeq, a predicted model, not a curated record
AUGCAAUUCCACCUUUCCACAAUCUGCCUCGCGGCCGCUCUCUUCGCCUCGCACAUCAUCGCAGCUCCCGCUCCCGCCCCAGUCCCAGUCCCAGUCCCAGUCCCAAACCCAGAACUCAUCGCUCCACCCAGCGGUCACGACGCAGGCAACUCGCUCUGUUUCAAGGGCUACUUCUACGGCGCCAUAGCGUGUCCCGGACGAUGGUAUGAGGACGGGACGUGCUGCAUCACAGACGAGAUUGAACCCAAAGAGAACGACGGAUUCACGGGUGAUGCUGAGUGA